AGAGAUCUCCAGUCAGAAAGAGACUGCCUGCGAGGGAGAUUCCUGGCUGCUGCUGUGUAGACCAAGGAAACCCAGGACCCUCCCUCCGGGAAGACUAAGCAGCCCGGCCUCCGACCCACAGACCUGAGAGCUGCACCACUGCCCUCGCUCUCUGACGCCAGCACCGCCUGCAGCCGGCCAGGCUCAGCCCAAGGAGAGGGGAGAGGCUAAGGCCCCGCAUCAUGGCGCGCACCAAGCAGACCGCCCGCAAAGCCACCGCCUGGCAGGCCCCCAGGAAACCCCUGGCCACCAAAGCCGUCGGAAAAAGGGCGCCGCCUAAAGGAGGGAUCAAGAAGCCUCACCGCUACAAGCCUGGCACUCUGGCGCUGCGGGAAAUCAGAAAGUACCAGAAGUCCACGCAGCUGCUCCUGCGCAAGCUGCCCUUCCAGCGCCUGGUGCGCGAGAUCGCCCAGGCCAUCAGCCCGGACCUGCGCUUCCAGAGCGCGGCCAUUGGCGCCCUGCAGGAGGCCAGCGAGGCCUACCUGGUGCAACUCUUUGAAGACACCAACCUGUGUGCCAUCCAUGCCAGGCGCGUCACAAUUAUGCCAAGAGACAUGCAGCUGGCCCGCCGCCUCCGCAGAGAGGGUCCUUAAGAGCCCAAAGGUAGCUAAGCAUAGAACUGGGAGUGGAAACAGGCAGAAAUCAGAUCUUGGUGGUGUUUCUGUGUGCUUUUGUUUGUUAAUGUCUAAUCUACCUUGAGGGUCAUAAGGCACUAGUGUCAGGUGGGAAUGUUUCAGUGAGCCAGUUUCAGCACUUCAGCUCUACAUCAAUUUUCAAGAAACCUGUUCAUUUUCACUGGACUAUGCCUGUGUUUAGACUACUAACCAAAUAAAUCUCUUCCUGAUGGCAA
Molecule: messenger RNA, 889 nt
Organism: Symphalangus syndactylus (siamang)
Lineage: Eukaryota; Metazoa; Chordata; Mammalia; Primates; Hylobatidae
Product: histone H3.Y
Cellular component (GO): nucleosome
Molecular function (GO): protein heterodimerization activity; DNA binding; structural constituent of chromatin
Source: RefSeq, a predicted model, not a curated record